Molecule: messenger RNA, 702 nt
Organism: Angiostrongylus costaricensis
Lineage: Eukaryota; Metazoa; Nematoda; Chromadorea; Rhabditida; Metastrongylidae
Source: the annotation of a GenBank genome assembly
AUGUUAUUUCAGCUUCGGCUUCCCGAGAACGUUAACGAAGAUAUACAAGAAGAUCCUACUGCAUUGCGUUCACUCUGGGACCGUGGCUUGCUGAAUGGAGCAUCGCAAAAGGUUGAUCAAGUGGCCGUAUUCUACACAGGCGAUUUCGUUACGUCUCUGCAGAAGACAUCACUUGUGCCGGGAGCUAAUGAAUGUGUGAUUUAUACAACAAUCGGUGGAGCGAUUGGAAUUUUGGUGCCUUUUAUAUCAAAAGACGAGUAUGAUUUCUUCCAAAAUCUUGAAAUGCACGUACGCGCCAACUUUCCUCCACUGUGUGGUCGAGAUCACCUCGCAUUCAGAUCUUAUUAUCAUCCUUGCAAGAAUGUGAUUGACGGCGAUCUUUGUGAACAGUUUGGUUUGAUGGACGCGGCUGCUCAGCGAGAAGUCACCGAAGGUCUGGAUCGCACUAUUAGCGAGGAGUAUGAUUUCUUCCAAAAUCUUGAAAUGCACGUACGCGCCAACUUUCCUCCACUGUGUGGUCGAGAUCACCUCGCAUUCAGAUCUUAUUAUCAUCCUUGCAAGAAUGUGAUUGACGGCGAUCUUUGUGAACAGUUUGGUUUGAUGGACGCGGCUGCUCAGCGAGAAGUCACCGAAGGUCUGGAUCGCACUAUUAGCGAGAUUUCAAAGAAGCUUGAGGAUAUUCGUACGCGAUAUGCGUUCUAA